GCUACAAUAAUCAAUACGUAGAUUACUGAAGGUAAGACCUUAUCUCUUAGUCAAUUACAUUGAACUAAUAAUUAAAAAUGUAUACUCCUUCAACGUCGUUUGAUGAAUACUUUCAAUAUGAACAAAAAAAGUACCCGCAACUGAAAAUUGAAGAUAUCCAGGAAUUAAAAAAAAAAUUAAAAGAUGAAAAACAAUUACCACCUAUCUCAGAUAAAAUUCUUGUUGCAUUUCUUCACAGUUGUUACUUUGAUCUCGAAUCAGCACACAAUACCGUAAUAAAUUGUUAUAAAUCGUUUUUUGAAACACCAAAUUUAUUUUGCGAUCUUGAUCCAAUAGAUGAAAAAAUAAAAAAUCAAUUUGAAUGCACAACUUGGAAUCAUUUGACAUACGACAAUUAUGACAAAAAAGAACAUUAUUUGUACAUACAGUACGACAACAUAACUAAUUUUCAAUUAUUUGAUCCACUUUCAGACUAUAAAAUUAUGAUUUUAUGGAUGGAAUAUCUUUUACUGUGUCACGGUACAUGUGAUGCAGUUAACGUAGUUAUUAAUUGUAUUAAUAUUCAAUGGCGUCACAUAUUCAAAUCAUGUUCACAAAUUUCUAUGAUCCACAAGAUGCUAAAUUAUGUACAAGAAGGACUUCCAGUCCGUUUGAACAAACUUCACAUUAUGAACUCAGGAAAAUCUAUGCAAUAUCUUUUUAAGAUCGUGAAACCAUUUAUAAAAAGUCAAUUGGUAAAUAAGAUCAAAUUUUAUUCAAAUGACUCAGAAGAUAUUUAUUCUCACGUACCUAAAUCAAUUUUCCCAGAAGAUAUUGGAGGGACAUCUUUAUCGUGUAAAGCCUUAUUUGAUAGUUUUCAGCAAAAUUUGAAUUCCUGCAGAGAAUGGUAUGUUGAACAAAAUGAAAUUAUUAGAAGACAAAUUAAUACUAAUAAAAAUAAUAAAUAACCAAUGAAUUACUAAUUAUCUAUAUCGUAGAUUAAUUAACUUACGUAAUCUGUGGCUCUCAACAUUUUAGACGAUAAUUAUCUGCUAUUAAUAAAUAGCGUCCUCUGCGAUGUUUAUGAUUACAAUAAAAAAAAAAAAAUUGAAACAAAGUCCUUGUAUUUAACAGUUUUAUAAAUUAAUUACUACUGUAUAAUACAAAAUUAAAAUAAAUAUAUGACCUAAAUUAUACAAUUUUA
Molecule: messenger RNA, 1183 nt
Organism: Daktulosphaira vitifoliae (grape phylloxera)
Lineage: Eukaryota; Metazoa; Arthropoda; Insecta; Hemiptera; Phylloxeridae
Product: alpha-tocopherol transfer protein-like
Exons: 6
Coding region: 78-947 (289 amino acids)
Cellular component (GO): membrane
Molecular function (GO): phosphatidylinositol bisphosphate binding
Source: RefSeq, a predicted model, not a curated record